This is a messenger RNA of Mya arenaria, 1176 nucleotides long. RefSeq lists its product as uncharacterized. The record is from RefSeq and is a predicted model, not a curated record. The transcript is spliced from 4 exons. Bases 1 to 1026 code for a protein of 341 amino acids. Lineage: Eukaryota; Metazoa; Mollusca; Bivalvia; Myida; Myidae.
AUGGUAUAUGGUUACCACAACAACGACAACUUCCGAUCUGACCUCUUUGUCUCCAACUCUGCCGACCACGAGUCUUUUUCUCCAACUGCGCCGACGAGUCACGAUAGCUCUGUAUCUACUACUGCAUUCAGUUCACGUUGUCACAGGCCUCGACGACCUGAAGAUGUCAAGGAGAUUCAUAAUGUAAACAAACUGCGAGCAGAAACAUGUGGAUGUAAAGGAUUAUAUAAUGGGAAACCAUGCUCAUCAGUAGUUGAUUUUGAAAAACUGUUAGCUUACAGACAAAACUGCAUGGACCUUUCAAAUGAUGAAAGAGAACUUGUUAUUAAGAGUCUUUUGCUUGCCCAUAGAGUUACCACUGGCAAAAUAUUGUCCAAUAAGAAAUCACAAAAGACCCGUGUGAAACCAUCGCAGAUGUAUUAUUUUAUGGGACACAAAAUCUGUAAAACCACAUUUAUUUUUGCACAUGCAACAUCUUACUGCAGUUUGCAAAGAAUGGCAAAAUCACUGGAUUCUGAGGGGAUAAAGCCCAGAAUUCAUGGGAAUAAGCACAAGGCCCCAGCUAACGCCCUUAGCUUUACAGACCGAAGCAGGUUGAAAACCUUUAUUGAAAAUUAUGCAACAGACAAUGCUUUGCCAUUGCCAGGUCGGCUCCCUCAUUGCCCAAAUCAGACUGUUCUUUUAUUGCCAUCUGAUGUUAACAUUUCUGAAAUUCAUGAAAUAUAUCAGGAAAGUGCUGUUGAGACUGGCUAUAGACAAGUGUGUCUUAAAACAUUUCGAAACAUUUGGAAUGAACUUUGCCCUCACAUAGCCUUGGCAAAGCCAACGACAGACCUUUGUUUUAAAUGCCAAAAAUUUGGUGUAAAAUUGGGAAAGUCGGGUCAGCUAAGUGAUGAAGAUAAAAAUGAACUUGUAAGUGAGUACGAGGCUCAUCUAAGCACUGCAAAAAAACAAAGAGAGCAGUACAAGGAGUUAACUGCUGCAAGCAAAGAUGUUCAUAGCAGUGAAAUUCUUUCACAAGGUUAGAGCCAUUCCAAAACCAAAAUAAGAUUUAUAUGUUAAUAUAUUGAUCAAAAAUAUUUGUUCUGAGUACACUUGUCUGUGCCACAAUUAAUUAUUAUUUACCCUAACAUUUUCUGAUACAGUGUAUAUUACUAUCAUUUGAAAGUUACUGAA